This is a messenger RNA of Symbiodinium sp. CCMP2592, 327 nucleotides long. Lineage: Eukaryota; Dinophyceae; Suessiales; Symbiodiniaceae. The record is from the annotation of a GenBank genome assembly.
AUGCUCAAUCCCCUGAUCCCUGCACUCACUCCGCUCGCGAUGGCACGGGGGCGCACCAGAGCCAAAAGGACAGCGGACCGCCAGCACGUGGAAGACUUGCAGGCGUUGAAUGAGAAGUUUUUACGCCGCAUUCCCAGGACGAAGCUGCUGCACUGGUGCAAGCAGCUCAAGUUGGGUUGGGCCUUCAAAGCGCCUUGGCACCGGGUGACAAAACCGGAACUCAUCGAUGUCUUGAAGACGCUCCGCAACUACUUCCCUGAGACGGAGGAAGAAUGGUUGUCAUCCUGGUUCCCGCGGCGGCGGCGGCAGGCGGAUGCGGAGUCGUGA